AUGAGCGAGAACAUUGCCGAUGGCAUUGCCAGUGGCUCAACUACUCUCAAUAUCGCACCAAACACUGCAGAUCUCAAGAGGAAACGCGAGGAUAGCACUGCUUCCCUAGCUCUACCACCGGAGCCUAGCGUGACAUUCCAUGUCCGCAGCGAAUCGCGACAGACCCCCCAGUCUUCAUUCCUAUCAUACGUAUGGGGCACCGGCCUUGACUCUGAUUGCGUAUCAUGUGGAAAACAUUUCCUUCCCGACGGGGAACCUCCGAUACGAACCAUAACCGCUGGAACCAGUAACUCACAACCGUCCGUCAUUGAUAUUACUCAGGAGCCAGUAUCACCAUGGAAUCUGAGAAUAUUGAACAGACAUAUGUCUUGUAUAAAGGCUAAAAGAGUCAACUAUGUCCCCAUUUCUCAUGCCUGGCACCCCACGGUAGCCACCGCGCAGGACCUGCGUCUAGAGAGCAUUGACGUUUCUAGGCUGGUUUACCAAAUAACAUCCAAGACCCUCCUUGCGCUUACCGCUAAGUUUCCCGGUUGCGAAGUCUGGCAUGACUACUUGAGCGUUCCGCAAUGGCGCCCCGAGGUUCAGCAACGGCUCCUCCUUCUGAUACCGGAAAUAUAUAACCAUGCCGCGAAAACAUUGAUCCAUCUGGACGACGUCAGGGCAACCCAUCUCUCAGGCCAGGUCAAGGAUUCUUCCUACGAUAAAUUUAUCGUUGAUCUUGCAGCCAUUAUUCGGUCUCGAUGGUUCGAUCGCAUGUGGGUGACACUGGAGUACAUUCAGAGCAAUGAUGUCCUCAUUCUCACCGAGGAUUACACGGUUUGUGAUGCUUAUGCCAGGGAUGUAUGUCAUCAUCUAGACACUGCGCACUCAAAAUGGGUCAAGAAACGAAGCAAUUCGAUUGUCACAGAGGACAUAUGGAAGCAAAAUACGACUCUAAAAAGGAUGACUUCAUGGAUAGAUAUGGAGGCAUGGAAGAAUGAGCACGAUAUGCAUAGAACUCUUGGGUGGGCAAUCGGAAUUCUAGGUCAUAGGAGGUGUCAGUAUACAAGAGACUACUUCUUGGCUCUAGGAAAGAUGCUUAAUUUCCGACCGGAGCAAGAUCCUCUUGUUCUCAUCGAGAAUCGCUUUGUAUACUUCUUUUCUCUCGCGACAUAUGCGCUGCAACAGGGCGAUCACUCCCCCUUAUUGUUCAUCCCGUCGCCAGGUGAAGAAACGGACCCUCGAGCACCGUGGCUGCGUGGAUACUCGACAGGAACAUGGAAGCUCUGGGAUAUGGGCAGAUGUCAUAGGAAAGCGACCUCUCAGUCAGUUAUUCGGGACGGCAAGAUCCAGCCCAAACUCCAAACGGUUGGCGUCAUUGAGACUUUUGAGUACUACAACUUCGGAGGAGAUGCGGAAUCGGUCGUGGACUAUGUUUUAUCCAAGGUAGUCCGGGCUAGUGGCCAGGAUCCACAAGCUCUAUGUGAAGCUAUGGAUCGCAUAUUCCCCCGGAGCGAAGAGAAAGCAUACAACAUGGAAUGGAAAGACGUAAAGACAGUAAAUUUCUCUUCUUCAACAGUUAAGUAUGACCUGGAUAAGAUACAGGGACAUUUGAAAAAGUACGGGCCGUUGUUGGAGGUAAAACCAGGGCAAGAGGUAACUCAGCAGAGAUUAGAGAUUGCGAAGAAGUUGAUUAGGGUCUUGAAGCUGAGCAAGGAAGGCAAGCUCGCACGGGAGUCACGGCUGGAGCUUGCAGCAGGAGAAGCAGAUUGGUUCCUGCGAGAGUACAGUACACCAAUGGAAGGCAUCAGUCAGAUCAGAUGUAAGAUUUGUGGGCGGCGGUCUGUGUUCCGACUGGUCAUGUGGGGAGAGCCUACCCCAGACGUAGCCCAAGUUUAUAGAAUCCCUGGGUUGCUUUAUGAUGAGAAUGUCCCUGAUGGUAUCGGUAUUGUGGUGGAGCGCGAUAUGAUCAUUGGGAAGAUGAUAUAUGGGACGCCGGCUUGUGGAUGCUGUAAGUUCGAGUUUGUUGAAUUAGGCUCAGCAACUCUUUAG
This is a messenger RNA of Fusarium proliferatum ET1, 2031 nucleotides long. RefSeq lists its product as uncharacterized. The record is from RefSeq and is a predicted model, not a curated record. The coding region runs from base 1 to 2031 and encodes 676 amino acids. The transcript has a single exon. Lineage: Eukaryota; Fungi; Ascomycota; Sordariomycetes; Hypocreales; Nectriaceae.